Molecule: messenger RNA, 693 nt
Organism: Blumeria graminis f. sp. triticale
Lineage: Eukaryota; Fungi; Ascomycota; Leotiomycetes; Helotiales; Erysiphaceae
Source: the annotation of a GenBank genome assembly
AUGGACAUUGUGGGCAAAAUAUUUCAGGGUCAAACUCCUGUGACUGACAUAUCACACGUCGACUUUGGCGGAAAUGAAGCGGAAGAAAUUGAAUGUCUGAAUUACAUUGAAGGAUUGACGCCUGCUACUGAUGAGGCAGAAGGCUUGAAAAUAUCGCGAAUCCGGACGCACAAAAAUUGUCCGGAUAUUACGCUAGCUCGUCUGGCCUAUCGUGGUUGGAUAUCGAUCAGAGGCUUGUAUUCUGUAUGUGCCCCACGGAAUCAACGAAUAUUGGCCAGAGUAGAUGCUGAUUAUCCUAUCAUCAUUGAAAACGUUAUUUCCGCAAAUCAUUUCUUCAUGUGGGAUUUCCAACAGGCACGUACAUACGCAUUCGCUUGGUACAUGGGCCAUUUACAUGUCUUCGAAUGGUUCAGAAUGGGUAAUAUUUGGCGCCCAAUCACUGAUAUCAGUACACCGGAGAAUAACCAUUAUAAAAUUUUAAAUACGUUCUUUUUAAAUCACAAGGUAACCCUGGAUUUUGCCAGUCGCGAUAGACAAGGUGCGUGUUCAUCUGAAAAGAAGGGCAGCUCCGGAAGAUGGGCAAGCUACAUGCGUCGUAAAGACAUAAAAAAUGCAAUCGAGGCUGUACGCAUAUACGACCUCGGUUUCUUUUCCUCGCCCCUUCCCACUGGCAGUCGUGGCCUAUUGGGCUAA